UUCACUUCCUGUCUUUGUCUGGUUUCCCUCCCUAUUGACCACCUGCUCGACCUAAUUAAUUUUACCUGUGUCUGGUUUCUUUGUGAGUCCGGUGUGUGUGUUUCCGUUUCCUCGAGGCCAAUUCAUCUUGUCAGUUUCUCUAUCAACGUUCGAGGAUUUCUUGAUUAUUCUCCUGUGAGUCAUUGACCAGCUCUUGGAACCCUUUGGCUGAUCUGACUGUCGACCUGUGACCAUACCUGCCUCAAGUCAGCCUAUCACUGCUUCACUGCACAGGAAUGUCUUGUCAUGGAAUGUGUGGCGGGGGCAACAGGAGGAGAGUGUGACUCUUUAACCAUAACACAGUGUGACUCCUCCCUGACUGCAGAUACUGGAUCUCUCAGGAAACUUUCCAACCUGUUCACGACUGCAUGUGUUACAGAUGUGGUGGGAGAGAGUCCAGAGACGGCAUUUUCACCUCAGAGGACCCUGUGUAUCCAGCAACUCCACAGCCUGAGAAGGGUUUAGCUUCACCGAACCCCCACACAACUCUUAGGAGAGGAGCAUCAUUGAUCCCCAGGAGCACAAUGAGAGUCACAGACUCUCAACUGGACGUCGGCAAACAGAAACCUACCAGUGUGGCCACGAAUGAGUUCAGACAGGCCUCCUCACCAGCUGAUGGAUUGGUAGUGAGAGAUGCAGGGAUGAGGAAAGUACAACUUGUACAACACAGACUGGGCUGCACAGAGGGUGACUCCAAGCGGGACGUAUUAGGUGGCUCAUUAAUGAACCUGUCCACACAACCUUCCUACCGGUCGUAUAUCCACCGUGAAGUGCCUCUGAGGUCCACCAGCUCUGUUGUGUUUUUAGACAAGUCACUUUCCAUUUCCCUCGUGGAACUACAGGGAAGAAGAGCAGGUCAACCCACUUUGUACAGAACCACCUUGUCUGUUCGCCUCGGUGUCUUGUCCUGCUGCAGAUCCUCUACAUAUCUCCAACCAGCCAAAACAAAUGGGGUUUACAGGAGACCCAGAGCUGCCAUGACAGGCAGUAACAAACGCAAUGGCCAAGAGAUGGGUUUGGGUCACUGCAGUGGCCCCGUAUCAAAGCAGCAGGGCUGCAAGGUUGAGCAAACAGCGCACACUAAUGGUAAUAACAAGGUGGACGAUUCAGACACAGAGCGCCACAGCUCUGCUUUGGGAUUAUUGUCAUUCCGAGGGCCAAACCCCUCGAACACAAAGGCUGGCCGGCAGAAGGAGAAUGCAGAUGAGGGUGUCUCACCUUCCCGGAGCAAUUUCAGGCGCAUGCAGCAAACUUUCAACAUCGGCCCAGUGGAAUCAUGGAGCAAACAGACAGUGACGGACAUCACUGACGAACACAGCUGCCCCACACAACCCCAAAAGGUCUCUGCUCUGGACAAGACCUGUUUUUAUCGUUCCCGACUAAGGCCUGACUCUGUGGAGGACUCGUCACCGCAGACUCUCAGUCUCAAAGAGGCUCUGCAGCUAUUCAGGCCAGACUUCAUCAGCCGAUCUCAGGGUCGGGUGAGGAGGUUGGAGCAGAGGUCCAGGAGGAGGCGGGCACUGCAGGACCCCAAUCCAGACCUGGUGCAGGGCCUCAGGGAGGAUGGAGGCCGACAGAAGAGGAACUGCACCACACCAGAUCCACUUAGCAAUAACCUUUUCAGGCCCAGAGAGAGGUCUAUAUCAGGCAGAGAGAUGCAGCUGAGGUCCAGACGGAUUUACAACAAGCUGCCAGAGGUGACAAAGAAAAAGGAGGAGGAGAAAAGGAGGGCUGUAUCACAGACCAACAGAUUGCGAGCAGAGGUUUUCAAAAAGAGACUUCUGGAGCAGGUCCUGCAAAGAUAAAUGAGGCAAAUGGGGAUCAUUCACUGUUAUUUCAUCCCUCUUUCCUCCAUGUACAGUACAGUAUAAGAGACUGUGUACUUAAUCCUAUUAUUGUAAUGGUCUGCGUAGUUAUAUGCGUGUGUUUUUAUAUUAAUUUUAAUACGACUUUUCUCUGUUAAAUUACUUCUCUCAUCUUUGCUGCCUAAAAAAGUAAAUUAAACAAAAAUCUGUUUUCACUGACUCAAACAACAAAGCAUCAAAACAUUGACAAAACUUUCUGAUUAGUCUUUAUACUUACUGAGUUGCAACUAGAGGCUAUAAUAACUAAAUGUUGGUUUAGGAAUAAUCACUAGUCAGUAAAUGAUUUAUUAACAUACCCUUUUACAUUUAUAACAAGAGUCUAAUGAAAAUACUUUUUUUUAUGAACAUGUACAUAAGUGUUAAUUGUUUGAUUUGAUGUGAGACAAAGAUACAGAUGGAUGUGUCUGCUUAUUCCACUGUGGGAGUUUUUUUACAAAAUAAACACCUCUU
This is a messenger RNA of Paralichthys olivaceus (Japanese flounder), 2354 nucleotides long. RefSeq lists its product as uncharacterized. NCBI's taxonomy places the organism in Eukaryota, Metazoa, Chordata, Actinopteri, Pleuronectiformes, Paralichthyidae. The record is from RefSeq and is a predicted model, not a curated record. Gene Ontology annotation, molecular function: microtubule binding.